Molecule: messenger RNA, 3414 nt
Organism: Lachancea mirantina
Lineage: Eukaryota; Fungi; Ascomycota; Saccharomycetes; Saccharomycetales; Saccharomycetaceae
Source: the annotation of a GenBank genome assembly
AUGUCGUUGUCGCCCCCACCCGGCUCAAGUCAACAUCAAGAAUCAUCCAAAGGCCGACAGGGAAGCAUUGAUUCAUUCGACUUACGAUACGAAGAUUCUCUGGAGGCUGCGUUAGACUCAUUACAGAUUCAUCCGCCAACUUCUCCCGGUACUGAGGGAUUCGAAAUGCACACAAUGAAAUCUAACGAAGAUAACAAUGGCAGUUUCCAAAUCAAGAAGGAUUCAAGAACGAUAUCUAAUAAAACUGACGAUGAUACACAGCCCCUUUUAAGAGCGAAUUCGGCGUCUUUGAAUGGUGCGGGCUUUCCAAACGGUAAGGAGGGCGGAUCUUGGUUUUCCAAAAUUUUGCUAGUCUUCAAAUCUUCCAAUAACCGCUCCAAAAGCAAAUAUAGAGGGUCCAUGGCUAAAACGUCCGAUGAGAAUCAGCUCGAAAGGGAAAUUCUUCCAGGGACAACACCCGUUUAUGACAGAAAUCGAUAUGCUUCAAAUGCCCUGUCCAAUGCAAAAUAUAAUCCUAUUACGUUCAUACCGGUCAUACUCUAUGAGCAAUUCAAAUUCUUUUUCAACCUGUAUUUCCUGAUCGUUGCAUUAUCCCAAGUAAUACCGGCUUUAAGGAUCGGAUACCUCUCGUCAUAUAUCGUGCCCCUCGCAUUUGUUCUAACAGUUACAAUGAGCAAAGAGGCCCUGGAUGAUAUACAGAGAAGGAAGCGUGAUAGGGAAUCAAAUAAUGAACUUUAUGAGGUAUUAAAUGGGGCGCAACUUGUUCGGAGCAGAGAUUUGAAAGUGGGAGACCUCAUCAAAUUAGAAAAGGGAGCCAGGGCACCGGCUGACAUCGUUCUGCUUCAAUCUAGUGAACCAUCAGGUGAGUUAUUCAUAAAAACAGAUCAACUAGAUGGUGAGACUGACUGGAAAUUGAGAUUAGCAUGUCCUCUGACACAACACAUGUCCUUUGACGAUUUAUUGAAUAAGAUCUCUAUUAAUGCAUCUGCUCCCGAGAAGUCAAUACACAACUUUAUUGGGAAAUUAAAAUACAAGGAUGCGACCUCUCAACCACUAAGCGUUGACAAUACGAUGUGGGCAAAUACAGUUCUAGCUUCUACCGGGACGUGUAUUGGUUGUAUUUUGUACACGGGUUGCGACACUAGACAAGCUAUGAAUACAACUAUGUCGAGUGUGAAGACUGGGCUUCUAGAGCUCGAGAUUAACGGCCUUUCGAAGAUUUUGUGCGCAUGCGUCUUUCUGCUGUCCAUUGUUCUGGUCGCUUUUGGUGGCCUUCAUAACAAUGAUUGGUAUGUGGACGUCAUGAGAUACCUGAUAUUAUUUUCCACGAUCAUUCCUGUAUCCUUAAGGGUUAAUUUGGAUUUAGGAAAGUCUGUGUAUGCUCAUCAAAUUGAACAUGACAAGUCAAUUCCAGAGACUGUCGUCAGAACUAGCACGAUUCCAGAAGACUUGGGUCGCAUCGAAUAUUUACUGAGUGACAAGACAGGUACCUUAACUCAGAACGACAUGCAAUUGAGGAAGUUACACCUAGGGACAGUUUCGUACUCCAUGGACACGAUGGAUAUCGUUACCGAUUAUGUGAGGGGUAUGGUGAAUGGGAACGACGUUACUGUUUCUCACUUUUCAGCUAAGAAAGAUUUAUCAACUCGUGUACGAGAUCUCGUUUUGACUUUAGCAAUAUGUCACCAAGUCACUCCUACUUUUGAAGAUGGAGAACUUACGUAUCAGGCAGCAUCUCCUGAUGAAAUAUCCAUUGUGAAAUUCACGGAAUCAGUUGGUUUAACGCUGUUCAAAAGAGACCGUCACUCGUUAACUUUACUUCACGAUCAGUCGGGAACUAACAUCGACUAUGAAAUACUACACGUUUUUCCUUUCAAUUCCGAUAACAAAAGAAUGGGUUUAAUAGUCAAAGGAAAGCAAAACGGUACCUACUGGUUCUUGCAAAAGGGCGCUGACGUAGUGAUGUCCAAGAUAGUACAAAACAACGACUGGCUUGAAGAGGAAACGGCAAACAUGGCACGAGAGGGCUUACGCACACUUGUGAUCGGAAGAAAGAAAUUGAGCGCGAAAAGCUAUGAGGAAUUCCGCGAGGAUUACCAUAAUGCCUCACUCUCCAUGCUCAAUCGUGACGGCGCGAUGGCUUCGGUAGUUUCGAAGCAUUUGGAAAAUGACCUGGAGCUAUUAGGCCUUACAGGAGUUGAGGAUAAGCUUCAGAAGGACGUGAAGGCUUCCAUAGAAGUUCUUAAGAAUGCCGGUAUAAAAAUUUGGAUGCUUACAGGAGACAAAGUGGAAACCGCUCGCUGUGUGUCUAUUAGUGCCAAACUGAUAUCCAGGGGACAAUAUGUUCAUACAAUUACCAAACUCUCAAAGCCAGAUGGUGCGCUAAACAGCAUAGAAUUUCUGAGAAUUAAUCAGGAUGCGUGUCUACUCAUAGACGGCGAAUCUUUGAGUAUGUUUUUGGAUCAUUAUAGAUCACAAUUUUUUGACAUUGUCGUCAAUUUGCCGGCCGUUAUAGCAUGUCGUUGCACUCCUCAACAAAAGGCAGAUAUUGCCGAUUUCAUUAAGGAAACUACUAAAAAACGUGUCUGUUGCAUAGGCGACGGUGGAAAUGAUGUUAGCAUGAUCCAGGCCGCUGAUGUCGGAGUUGGUAUCGUUGGCAAAGAAGGUAAGCAGGCUUCCUUAGCUGCCGAUUUUUCUGUCACACAGUUUUGCCAUUUGACUAAAUUGCUAUUAUGGCAUGGAAGGAAUUCGUACAAGAGAUCUGCAAAAUUGGCUCAAUUUGUUAUACAUCGUGGCCUCUUGAUCUCAGUAUGCCAGGCCGUGUAUUCGAUUAGCUCAAGCUUUGAGCCCAUUGCUCUUUACCAAGGCUGGUUGAUGGUCGGUUAUGCUACAUUUUAUACUAUGGCACCUGUUUUCUCUUUGACUCUUGACCAUGAUAUCGACGAAUCUUUGACCACGACAUUUCCAGAGCUUUAUAAAGAGCUCACUGCUGGUACAAGUUUGUCCCACAAAACUUUUUUGAUUUGGGUUGCAUUAUCCUUGUUUCAGGGCUGCGUGGUUCAGGGACUUGCCCAAAGGUUUACAAGCCUAGAUCAAAUCGAAUUCACUAAAAUGGUCGCGCUAAGUUUUACGGCACUUGUAAUAAAUGAGCUUAUUAUGGUCGCCUUAGAAGUUUACACCUGGAAUAAAAUCAUGCUGAUUGUAGAAAUUUUGACAUUUUUGGCUUAUUUUUGCUCGAUUCCUUUUCUGGGAGAAUAUUUUGACCUUUACUCCAUGUCGCAAGCUGCCUUUUGGGUUAAAGUUGCCGUCGUACUUUCGAUAUCCAUUGUCCCAGUCUGGGCGGCCAAGGCGCUCUACCGAAAGCUCAACCCUCCUAACUACGCCAAAGUCCAGCAGUUUUCUUUCACUGCUUAA